GAAGAAGAAGAGAGAAGCGGCUUUGAUCGGUCUGCGCAGCGCGUUUCAAGCUGAACACACUUUAUUUCAGUCGCUCACCUAGUACCUGCCGAUCGCGUGAGGAAAAACACGAUACAUUAACACGGUCAAAUCCAACGAUGGAUGAAGAUCUGCGGAUUGUUCUGCUGGGUAAAACUAGAUCAGGGAAGAGUUGGACAGGAAACACUAUACUGGGUAGAGAUGUGUUCAGAGUCAGUAACUAUGCUGGGCCUACAACCAGACACUGUUUACAAGAAAGAACGAGGACUGGAGCAAAUCACAUCUCUGUGAUCGACACACCUGGACUGUUUCACACAGCCAUGAGUGAAAAACACCUGAAGGCUGAGAUCGAGAUGAGUUUGCAGAUGUCUGCUCCUGGUCCUCAUGGGUUUCUGCUGGUCAUCAGACUCGGGAGAUUCACAGAGGAAGAGAAAAACACAGUCAAGUGGAUUCAGAAGAACUUUGGAGAAGAUGUUAAGAGAUUCACCAUGGUGCUGUUCACAGGAGCUGAUCACUUGAACAAACCUUUAGAAGACUUUCUAAAGGAACACCACGAGCUGCAGAAGUUAAUGGCUGAUUUUGAGGGAAGGUAUCAUGCCUUCAGUAACGUGGAGAACAACGAUCAAGAUCAAGUCAGUGAACUGCUGGAGAAAAUCAACAACUCAAUAGUUGAGAUGAAUCAAGGAUACUACACCACUGAGAUGUUCAAGAAGACAUUCAUGAUAACAUUCUUAAAGAUAAUUGGCGUUUUAACAUUAACAUAUGUAUUAUAUAAAAAAAGGGAGAUUCUGGCAGAGAGUGACACAUAUGUAACAGUGCUGUUAAAAUCGGAGUAAUAUUUGUUAUUUUAGAG
Carassius carassius (crucian carp) is the source of this 871-nucleotide messenger RNA. Its product is annotated as GTPase IMAP family member 4-like. The coding region runs from base 138 to 854 and encodes 238 amino acids. The record is from RefSeq and is a predicted model, not a curated record. The transcript is spliced from 2 exons. Lineage: Eukaryota; Metazoa; Chordata; Actinopteri; Cypriniformes; Cyprinidae. Gene Ontology annotation, molecular function: GTP binding.